Histoplasma capsulatum G186AR is the source of this 978-nucleotide messenger RNA. Its product is annotated as HLA class III protein Dom3z. The transcript has 5 exons. Gene Ontology annotation, molecular function: mRNA 5'-diphosphatase activity. Lineage: Eukaryota; Fungi; Ascomycota; Eurotiomycetes; Onygenales; Ajellomycetaceae. Gene Ontology annotation, biological process: NAD-cap decapping; nuclear-transcribed mRNA catabolic process. Bases 1 to 978 code for a protein of 325 amino acids. Gene Ontology annotation, cellular component: nucleus; cytosol. The record is from RefSeq and is a predicted model, not a curated record.
AUGCGCAUACACCAGGAAAUCGCCUACUUCUCCUACGAUGAUCAACACAACUUCCACCUCGACGAGUCCUCUUUGCGCUAUUACUAUCCUCCGCGCUUACCGGUUGAUCUAAAGAAGGGCUUCGACACGUUCGAAAAGCUGGAUGACACCGGCGAUGAGCACCUGGAUGCGCUUCUGGAAACGAUAAUUGAUUUGGAGAAGAGGACGGGCGCGAAAUGCGAAGCGGAUCUCAUUACGUGGAGGGGGAUGAUGACGAAGUUUCAUCUUUCUCCCCCUUUUCGUUUGUUAUGUCAAAAUACCAUUGGAGAUCGAAUGAAACAAUAUCAAUUUUCUGAUCGUAAUGUCGAAAGGGCUCAAUGUUAUAAAUUUGAAACUCUUUCUCUUCUAGAUCAGCCUUGGGAUGCUACUCCUCGUGAAAAAAUCGAGGGUCGUGAAGACCAGGUUGUCAACAAUAAAGCACAAUAUUGCUCCAUCGUCCGGACGGGGAUCGGCGGCUGCAAGCUUGUUAUUGGUGGUGAAGUUGAUGCCGUAUGGGACAGUAAACCCGACAGAAAAGAAGAUCCCAUUAACUGGGUCGAGCUAAAAACUUCUGCUGAAAUCCGCAACGAUCGAGAUAUGUUUAAGUACGAACGCAAGUUGCUAAAGUUUUGGGCCCAAUCCUUUCUUCUCGGUGUGCCUAAAAUCAUCGUCGGUUUCCGCGACGAACACGGCAUACUGCACCGGCUGGAAGAGAUGGUAACCCGUGAUAUACCUGGUCUAGUUGCCAGACAGGGCAAGGGCACUUGGGAUGGGAAUAUUUGCAUCAAUUUCACAGCGAAGUUUUUAGAAUGGCUCAAACUCGUAAUUAAAGAUGAGGAGGGACUAUGGAGGAUCCGCAGGCAGGAGAAAUCUCCUGUUAUUGAGGUCUUCAAGUUGGAGGAUUCUGGACAUGGGGGAAUCCUUUCCCAAGCCUUUGUUGACUGGCGGUCCUCGAAAUGA